AGAUUGAGACUGUCAUUGAAUGAGAGACUAAUUGAUACAAUAAAAGUAUGGCGGGUGAAGACACCAAGUACAAGAAGGCUGUUGCCACAGCUGCCUUUGAAAAGAUGUCAAAACGUCAGCAACGCGCUCUGUUCGCUGCUGCAGGUUUGAAAGCGGGAGCAAACGUUUCCCUCGCGUAUGCCAUUGACAAGUUUAGAAGGGACAAGAUCCGAGAGAUUGUUUUUUAUUUGUUUUUUCUCGUCAUCUUCACCACGAGUGCUUUGAUACAGAGAAAUGUUACAGACUCUCAUUACUACAUGCAAACAGUCAAAGACGCGAUUUUGAAUGAGAAUUUUCCCGAUGUCACUUGGUUUAAAACUUUUAAUGAUGUUGCCAUCGAUGCAGAUUUCUGGGAUUACAUGACAACGGUUAUUCCUCAGUAUCUAUACAAAGACAAAUGGUACAACGGUCAACAGUACACUUCUGCAGAGAUGAACUAUGUUCUACAUGUCAAUAGAUUAGUGCAAGCUCCACGAAUACGACAACUGCGUGUGAAUUCGCAAAUCUGUCCGGUUCCUCCUCGACUUGCAAAUGUGAUCAAGACUUGCUAUCCGGCUUUCAGUACAUCAGCAGAAAAUCGAACAAGCAUUCCCGGAUGGCCCCCUGGAACUUUAGUCACGUACAAGACUGCAAGCCAACUUGCAACGAGCGAGUAUCGGAAUGGACUUCUUCCUUACACCGGCGGCGGGUUUGCAAUAGACCUUCCUCUGUACUUUAACAAAACUCAAGCUCUCGAUUUUUUCAAUUACUUGAAGAGUGUGAAGUGGAGCGAUCUUCAUACAAGGGCAAUCUUCUUCACCUUCGCCUUGUACAACCCGGUCAACGGUCUCUACCUCUCCGUGCUCCUUCUCUUUGAAUUCCUGCCGUUCGGAGAAGUUCGCCCUUCCUCUCAGUUCCGUGUCAUUAGGAUGGGUCUGAGCACUGCCAACGACUACGCCACAGUUCUGCUCGAUGCCAUGGUUUAUCUCAUGGUGUUUUCCUACAUCCUGCAGGACGUGAGGAAGAUAGCAGCCAUGGGGAGGGUAUACUGGACUCACUUCUGGCACUGGUUCAACUGGGUCAACUACACCAUCUUCAUGGUGUCGCUCUACUUCAAGAUCAGCUUCUACAUGGCGAGCUUGAGGUACGUCAGCGGUAACGGAAAUUCCGACAUGCAGACCGCAACCAUGGACUUCGAAGCUAUCGGGUGGACCUACUAUCAGAUGGUUAACUUCCAGGCCUUCAACAACAUCUUCGUGUGGUUGCGCGCCUUCACCUAUAUCAAAUACUUGACGACGGAUAUCGCCAACCUGUCCUACACUCUCACCAAUGCAGCUAAAGAUUGCGGUCUGUUUCUCCUGAUCUUUGCCAUGGUGAUAUUUGCCUAUGCCCAAGCAUUCCACAUUGCUUUUGGAACAGAUAUAGGGACUUACCAAACUCUCUUGGAAUCAAUUUUCGGCCUGUUCAAAACGUUGUUGGGAGAUUUCAACUUCAACGCAAUCAAGUCCAGCAAUGCGUACCUGGGGCCCCUACUCUUUAUCACAUUUGAGGUCGUGUGCUAUUUCAUAUUCUUGAACAUGUUCUUGGCAAUCCUCAACAAGUCAUAUUCUGAUGUGAUAGACAAGGGUGUAGAUGAUCCUAUGACUGUAGAGUUUCGAAAUACGCUAGCAGCAAACUUUAGGAGAUUCAUUGACAGACUCAACUUGUGGAAAUCCGAGGAUGGUUCCCGCAAUCAGCAGGAAGAUGGAGACGAAGAUGAAGAGGAAGUGAAGAAAAUUGAGAAGAAGAAGACAGCGCUGGAUGGUGAAGCACUGGGAAUGAUGUUGAACACCAUACAAGAGUUAUCAACAACCGUUCGAGGCAUCAAUGAGAAGAUCGAGAACGUGAGCAAAGUACAAUCUUUGAGUGGAGCUGGCAGGUUGCAGGUGCUCAAUAGAGCCUCAGUUGCGGGCUCCCUCGACAACCGAGACCUUGAUGGAAGCAACUCUCAGAACUCUCCGAUCAGUCCUACUGACAAGCAACUGUCUGCAGUUCAACCGGAUAUCAAUCGAAAUGGUCAGAAAGUGAGGUCGACCUCCAAACUGCACGAUGACAACCUUACUGAAGAACUUCUGGAAUCGGAUGCAGCUGGUGCAGACAACAGAACAAUCCAAGAGAAACAAACUGAAAGCGCGCAAGGAAAUGUUUCAGGCAUCAAGCAAUACAAGAGGCCAACUCUCCCAACUUUAGAAAGCAAGACAAGGCCAGAUGAUGAAGAAGACGCGACACCAAGGCUAUGAUGGGAGUAUGAAACACGGCAAGAAUGACAGUUAUCAUCGAAGGAUGUAGGAGACGUACGAUAUUUACAGAUUACUUACAAAAGAAUAAACUUCCUAGUAUGG
This is a messenger RNA of Guillardia theta CCMP2712, 2399 nucleotides long. RefSeq lists its product as hypothetical. Gene Ontology annotation, cellular component: membrane. NCBI's taxonomy places the organism in Eukaryota, Cryptophyceae, Pyrenomonadales, Geminigeraceae. Bases 48 to 2297 code for a protein of 749 amino acids. The transcript has a single exon. The record is from RefSeq and is a predicted model, not a curated record. Gene Ontology annotation, molecular function: calcium ion binding.